This is a messenger RNA of Nothoprocta perdicaria, 2419 nucleotides long. RefSeq names its product chromosome unknown C19orf44 homolog (gene CUNH19orf44). The transcript has 7 exons. Lineage: Eukaryota; Metazoa; Chordata; Aves; Tinamiformes; Tinamidae. Bases 1 to 1920 code for a protein of 639 amino acids. The record is from RefSeq and is a predicted model, not a curated record.
AUGGCCGCGCUCGCUCGGGCGCGCAGGGCGGCAGCGCCCUCGCCCCGCGCCCUCCUCCCGCAAGGGCCGGGCGAUGCGCCCCGCGCCAGAACCACCGCCGCGGGGCACGGCGGCCUCCUCCGCUCCUUCAGCGACCUGUCUGCGGGUGACUCGGAGCUGGAGGCAGCUGGGAAGGCGCCGCCGCGUCGCUUCCUCAAGGCGGGCGGCGAGCACGGCCCGGGAGGCGGGUGGAAGCAGCCGCCGGGAAGCGCCGGGCCCCGCGCACAGGCCGCCCCGGGUGGCGCCUCCCACGCGCGCUCGAGCUCCGCGCUGAAGAAGGUGGCGCAGCUGGAAAGCAGGUUCAUGAGCCGGAAAAAGCAGCUGGACUCGCGAGACGGCGAGCGGCGCCAGAAGCCCUCAGAUGAGUCCGUGUCAUCCGCCUCCAGUCGCGAGCGCAGCGCAAGAGGCAACAAGUAUCGCAAGAAUUACACCCGUGAAAACGGCGCCCUGGCUGGGGCCCGGCCUAAGGGAGCUGAAAGCAGCCGCAACGGCCCCGGUGAUGCUGCAGUUAAACAGCAGCUUGGUCUGGAUGGGGAUGAAGAGGAAAUGAAAGAGCCCGUGAAGAGCCCUUGGCAGUUCUCCAGUAGAAAUCAGCAUUGGAGGGUGCCUGUAAGUGAUUCUGAACAGGUCGGAAAGACUGAGACUACAAUUUCAUCAGGAAUGCCUCCUGCAUCUCAGAAAAACAUUUCACUUUCAAAGACACCUAAAGCACCUUCCUUUCACAGCAGAGACUCAGAGAAAAGCCUUUCCCUUGGAGCUAAUUCACUAACACCUUCACCAACCAACAGAAACUUGUCAGUAUUAAAUAAUGAAAGAUCUCAAUCCCUGGCUCCUUCCAGGAAGGACAGUGUUGUAAGGAGUAUUCUGCCCAGAACAGGCGAUGKCAAGCAGAGCCACGUGUCACUCGGAAGCGAUGGAAGUGAAAUAAAGUCAUUAGACGAGUUAUUUUCAGAAGCAGCAGAGGCGGAAGAUUCAGCUAGUGGGAGCUCAAACGACUUCAGAGUGAAUAUACUGAGCCUUGAUGACUUGGCAUCGGAUGUCCCCCGUGAGACACCAGAGCUGAAGUGGGAAGGUGCAGGCUUUCAAAAUGUCCAAAAGUCAGACAGGGAUCCCCCAAAAGCUGUUUUCCAAGUGAAAAAUGACCAAACUUCCGUUAAAACAAGUUCAGUAGCUGGCAUAAAUGAUGCAUCGGAGGGGGAUAUUGAAAAAAUCAUGACUGAAACUGAAAUCUCCGAGCAUUUAAGUGAAGUUUCUGCAGCCUUUUCUAGACACAGACAAAACGAUGAUGACGGGACUGUUAAUUCCGAAUAUUCAGAAGAUUUUGAAAAGUCGCCGUCUGUAUCAGACAGUGAAUUUGUAUCAGAGCUCUCGGAGGAACACUCGCACAGCCGCACGUGUUCUGGAGAAGACCCCUCUUCAGCAUCGUCACCUUCACCUGCCAGAGAGAGGCGUGACCGGCCACCCAGAGUGACCRUCAAGGAAACUGCAGUUCAGACCCUUGAUUCUCCGUUUACCUACUACUGGCCAAAGACUAACAAUUCUGCAGUGCUCGGCCCAUCUCUAGGAAACAGCUACGUCGAUCCAGUACCUAUUGCCAGUCACGUCAUCAGCAUGGACACAGUAGAAGCCCUGACCGCGUAUAGUCCAUCAGUUCUUCUUUUAAAUGAUAUGUUAAAACAGCACUUGCUGCUGACUCAGCAGUUCGUCGAGAACGUCCACCAGCUUCACAGAUCCCUCGUGGCUUCYUUGGAGAGGGAGCAGUUCCACUAUCACAGCCUGCAAGAGGCUAAAGAGUACAUCAAGAAUCACAAAUCCCCGCCUCUAACCCUUGAGCGAGCACUCCAAGAGCUUGAGAAAGGGCAGGAGCAGAAACUGCUUUGACUCUUCCCUGGUGAAUGUAAACUAGAAUUUACAUUUACAAACCUCAAGGUGGAACAAGAAACCCUUUCGAACUGUACAGAUAAAAGCAUGUAAAAUAUGUACUGUAAGCAUUUGUACUAAUUGCUCUGUAUUUUUCUAUACAUAUUUUCUUACACGUGAAUUUUAACUGAGAGAGASUGCCAAGAGGCUUCAGGCAAAUUAAGUCAAUGUUCAGGAAUAAACACCAAGAAAACAUUUCCUUGAAGGAGCUGGGUAAGUCAUUCUGGUUUACAUGUUUUCAUUUUUACAAUGAUAAACUUGCACUAUGCUGCUGAAUGUGAUCACAGUAGAAGACUACUGUCCUAACUUUAGUGCCUCAUUUAAACACUGUUUAAAUGCAGUCUAGCUCUGUUCAACUACUACAAAACCCUACCUGAACACAAAAUGAAGGCAAAUUAACUAUGAGAGACUUGACAUCCAAAGUAUUGAAAUCUGUUUUCUCUGAAAGAGGAGCCACCCU